AUGGUUUUCUAUUUUACCUCCAAUGUCGUUGAGCCUCCCGCAUUCAUCUAUGUCGGGAAAGACAAGGAAGAAAACGAGGAUUUAAUCAAAUAUGGACUGGAAGCCGACGUUUGGGCAGGGAACAAAAAGGAUAACAUAACAGUGAUUUAUACCCCGUGGUCGAAUUUACUGAAAACCGCAUCGAUGGCCACUGGUCAGGUCUCCUUCCACAAUCCAAAGCUAACACGCAAAAUAUUUGUUCCUGCACGACAAAAUCCCAUAGUUAAUCGAUUGAAUAAGACUAAAGUUGAGAAGUAUCCUGAUCUGAUGGCUGAAAAGGAAGAAUAUAUGUCGCAGCGUAGGAAAGAGGAACGAAAACGGAGAGAAGAGAAACGAAUUGCGGAGAAGAAAGAGCGCAAAGAGAGGGAGGAAUUAAAGUGGCAAAAAGAGCACGCUUAUGAUGAUUUGAUGAGUGAGGAGAACGUUUAUCAAAGCAGCAACCAGAAUCGCGAUGAGAGCUAUCUAGACGAUUUCAUGUGA
This is a messenger RNA of Uncinocarpus reesii 1704, 519 nucleotides long. RefSeq lists its product as uncharacterized. Lineage: Eukaryota; Fungi; Ascomycota; Eurotiomycetes; Onygenales; Onygenaceae. The coding region runs from base 1 to 519 and encodes 172 amino acids. The transcript is spliced from 3 exons. The record is from RefSeq and is a predicted model, not a curated record.